CAAGUGCAAUUAUUAGUUGAAAAGGCUAAACACAACGAAGAAAAUCAUGAUGUUUCUCAACUCCAAGUUUUCAGCUUUCUUGCUACUCCUUGUGACUCACUUAGCAAAUCACCAAACGCAAUCGAAAAGCUUCGAUCAAGAAUACGCGAACCAGAUUCUGAGCUCAGCCCACAAAGAAAAGGGCUGGUUAGUCUCAAUCAGAAGGAGAAUUCACGAAAACCCAGAGCUCAGCUUUCAAGAAUUCAACACCAGCGCCCUAAUUCGCAGCAAGCUCGAUGAACUCGGCGUUUCUUACGACUACCCAUUUGCCAAAACGGGCGUCGUCGCUCAAAUCGGGUCUGGCGCCCGCCCCGUUGUUGCCCUGCGUGCUGACAUGGACGCUCUUCCGCUGCAAGAGCUAGUUGAGUGGGAGCACAAGAGCAAAUUGGAUGGUGUGAUGCACGGAUGUGGGCACGAUGCUCAUACUACUAUGCUGCUCGGGGCUGCCAAGUUGCUUCAACAAAGGAAAGACGAGCUUAAGGGAACAGUAAGGCUUCUGUUUCAGCCUGCCGAGGAGGGAGGUGCCGGUGCGUCCCAUAUGAUAAAAGAUGGCGCUCUCGGUGAGGCAGAGGCGAUAUUUGGUAUGCACGUUGAUUUCACAAAUCCAACGGGAAGUAUAUCGAGUAUCCCGGGACCGAUUCUUGCUGCAGUGAGCUUCUUCGAAGCGAAAAUAGUUGGAAGAGGCGGGCACGCUGCAGCACCCCACCUCAGCAUCGACCCGAUUGUUGCUGCAUCGUAUACUAUAUUGGCGCUACAGCAGCUCGUCUCGAGGGAAGUAGAUCCUCUUCAUAGUCAAGUGCUUUCCGUCACGUAUGUACGAGGCGGGACUGCGUUAAACGUCAUUCCCAGCAGCGUCGAGAUAGGAGGUACGCUCAGAAGUCUCACGACCGAAGGUCUACGCCAACUCCAACGGAGGGUUACCGAGGUUAUCGAAGGGCUGGCGGCUUCACUGAGAUGUACAGCACACGUUGACAUGAAAGAAGAAGAAUACCCGGCGUAUCCGGCUUGUUUCAACGACGAAGGACUGCAUCGGCACGUGGAGAGGGUCGGGGGCCUCCUUUUGGGGCCGGAGAAGGUGAAGGAGGGGAAGAAGGUGAUGGCGGGCGAGGACUUCGCCUUCUAUCAGGAGGUGAUCCCGGGGGAAAUAUUCAACAUCGGGAUCAGGAACGAGGCGAUAGGGGCGGUUCACUCGGCUCAUUCGCCGUAUUUCUUCCUCGACGAGGACGUUCUCCCGAUCGGAGCAGCUCUUCAUGCUGCGGUCGCGGAAGUUUAUCUGAGAGAUCACAGCCAUUCUGCUAUCUAAUUGGAUGUAAAAGUUGAACAAUGAAUCGGAUAAAAAUGAUUGAAAUAAAAUGCUUAAUUCUGUGUUA
Salvia hispanica is the source of this 1409-nucleotide messenger RNA. RefSeq names its product IAA-leucine-resistant (ILR1)-like 3 (gene ILL3). Lineage: Eukaryota; Viridiplantae; Streptophyta; Magnoliopsida; Lamiales; Lamiaceae. Gene Ontology annotation, molecular function: hydrolase activity. Gene Ontology annotation, biological process: auxin metabolic process. The record is from RefSeq and is a predicted model, not a curated record.